CACAAGAAAUUAGUCUUUGUUUUCCAUUUUUUGCAUCCAUCAAAUAAGUUUGUGGAGUAUCUAUUUAUUUUAACUUUCUAUUUUUCAUAAGAUGGGUUUCAUUUCUAUUAAUAAUACUUCGAGCUAUUGUUUUUAUCUCUCUUACUCUACCAAUUUUGUAUUAAAACAGAACACUAUUAUUUUUGGUGGAUGGAGAUAUGUUAUAGUGUGACAUACAAAUAAAAAAUCAAAAUUUGAACUAUGAAAUUUGAUAUGAAAAAUCUGAAAUUGCAUUGAAAAUGUAGUAAAAAUCUAAAAAUAUUUCACAACGUAUUUCCCUUUCCCCCCAAUUUUUAUUUAUAUAAACUUCACAAGAUGGGAGAGGUUGCGAUGUUAAUUAUGCAGCAUGUUAGGCUAGAAUCUGAUUAUGCUUGUUAGUAAUUAUCAUGUGUUGCAAUAAUCAACCAAAUUAUGCAGAUUAUACAUUUUCUUUGUUUGAUUAUACUUGACACAAGAUGAAUUAGUUCAUCUCAAAGCUUUAGUACUAAUAAUUUUACCAUAGCAACUCAGAAUCAACCUAAAUAUAUAACCUUCUGAUUCUCUGAUAAAUACACAUCAAUUAGAUGGCCAUCCUUUUACUUGAUAAUCUAUUUCGAAUACUUAUGCAAUCUUGGUUGGUUAAUUUUGUAAUUUUUUGAUAUUUCAUCUCCAUCAAGUUUGAAGCAUUAGACCAUAGAUUGGUGUCAACAUGAAGAUAAAAUUACCAUAACAAAAUAUAUAUUUUUCCACAUUCUAUUUUCUAACAUUGGAAUGAGUGUUAGGAUCGUCGACUACACAUUAGUUUGUCAAACAAUAAUUUUUGGAGGAAUCAAGUCGAAUCAAAUCAAGAUCCUUCUAAGCAUAGAAAAUAAAAUAUUUCCCUGUUUAUGUGAUGAAUGUAAUAGAAUGGUCACGGUCUAUAAAUUUAUAGUAUUCAUUUGUCUAUAAAUGAAAGAAUGGGAUGGAAGUAAGUAACUGAGAGGAAGAGUUAACUCCUAAUAAUAUAUAUUAUUUCGUCAUUUAAAUUCAAUCGCGGGGAUAGCUCAGUUGGGAGAGCGUCAGACUGAAGAUCUGAAGGUCACGUGUUCGAUCCAACUUUCUACUAAUUUAAUUAUGAUUUAUAUUUUAAAAACAUUAUUUUGGUAUUUAUUGUCUUUAAAUUCCUUUAUCUGAACUUGCUACUAAUUUCAUUCUGAUUUAUUUUUUAAAAACCUUUUUGUAUUUAUUGUCUUUAAUUUCCUUUAUUUGAACUUGCUACUAAAUUUGUUUUAUUUUUUGUACUUAUUUCCUUUAUUAGAUUUCCUAUUACUAAAUGUAAAAGUGUGUGCUUAAAAACUCCAAAAUUCUAUUCGCACUAUAAUAUGACCAACACUUUUUUGCUUUAAUUAAAUGAAUGUUUCAAAACUGAGAAAUAUUUUUUUAAGGUUCAUUAAAAUUCAAAGUAGAUAGCACAAAAAAGCAACCUUUAUAAUAAGUUUCAAGACUAAUUGAAUUAUUAAAAUGGAUUUAUAAUAUUCAUGACAACACAGCCUUAUUCAAGACUCCACAUUUUUAAAUGGUUAAAAUGACUAUUAUUUCACACCUGGUUUCCCUUCCUAGUUUUAUUGAUUCCAUAAAAGUCAAAUAAUGCAGAGAGAGAAAGCAGUUGUAUUCCAGUGUCUUUAUGUUUGGGUGCUUAGCUCAUGUGUACCAACCUAUCAUUAUUACAUUUUCUCCUCUUUCUCAACGUUAUUAUUUUCAAAAUUCGAUGGAGUGACAAUGAAUAUAUAUGUCACAUUCUCUCUCUAUAGUCUUGCUGAAAUUGGUUUCAUUGUUUUUCAUUACAUCAAAUGGGAUGCUUUGUUUCAUGCUGUGUACUCAAACACAACAAGAAGAAGAAGAAGAAGACCAGAAAACCUUCUUGGCUCGAACAAGACAGCAGAAGCUAUGUGCCUCUUGAUUCUGAUCUCAAACAAAACCUCACUUCUGAUACAUCUCAGCUCAAGUAAGUCCAAAUCUAAAUUAAAAUUUUAUGAUCUGUCAAUUUAUGGUUCACAUUUCUGUAGGGAGGAGAAGCCAUUAGUACUCAAGCUCAAAAAGAAAGUGAGGUUCAAUCUGAAUGUCAAGGCUUACGAACCGAUCCCUGAUGACGACGAAGUCGAUGGCGAAGAAGAAACGGGCUUGCACUACGAAGAGGAUGUGAUCGCGUCGUCCUACCCUGCAAGUUACAGAUAUCAAAACUGCAGGUACAGCGACAGUGAAGAAGACGGGGACAUAGAUCUCGAUGAAGACGAUGAUGACUUUAGUAGCAUUCAGAGUGAUAAUAUUGGAUCAGAUAAUGAUGUUAAGAAUCAGGAUCAAACAAGUGUAGAGCAGCAGGCGACUGAAUCAAUAUCGGAUGCUGGACGAUAUGUUUCUUCUGUGCUUUGUCCGGUUGAGAAUUUAUCUCAAUGGAGAGCAGUGAAAGCCAAGGCCGCAAUAGUGCAGCCGAAGCUGCAGAAGGAGAAUUUAAUUCCUUCAUCCGCGGCUCCUCACUCUGACUCGAAAAGGAGAAGUGAUGUUGCAGUUGAUGCGAGUCUAUCAAACUGGUUGAGCUCGUUGGAAAUGAGUCCUCUCGUCAAGAGCAGCAGUUCAGGUCAGAGAUUAGGCCUGUAA
This is a messenger RNA of Salvia splendens (bonfire salvia), 2652 nucleotides long. RefSeq lists its product as uncharacterized. The record is from RefSeq and is a predicted model, not a curated record. Bases 1645 to 2652 code for a protein of 335 amino acids. Gene Ontology annotation, biological process: male meiosis II. The transcript is spliced from 2 exons. NCBI's taxonomy places the organism in Eukaryota, Viridiplantae, Streptophyta, Magnoliopsida, Lamiales, Lamiaceae.